GGUAGAUAUUUGGCGGCACAAUUUCCCGCUAAAAGAUUUUCCCUCCAUUGCAGAUCACACUGAACCACUAUAUAUAAAUCUUGCGCCACCAAUUUCAUUUUCAUCAAAUUUCAGAUUCUUCACUCACAAAUUCUCAAUUUUCAUUCGAAUUUUUGGUUGUUUUUUUUCAGUAAGUUUGUUUCAACAUCGCCGGUUAUUAUGGUGGUAGCAUUAGGUCCCGGAAAAUUCUACGGCAGUAGCUUACCAAGGCCGCGUUUUUACGAAAAUCCAAAUGGAGAACGGGUCGACCCACCAGUAUCCGUUUUGGAUCCGUUCAUGUCAUGGGCUGAGGAAGCUCACUGGUCAAUGGGGGGUUUGAGCUUCAAGCGCCUUCGUCUUCAGGGACGGAUCGAGGGAAACAUCAAGAAACUUAGAGCUGAGCGUGAAAAGAUCGAGAAGAAAUCGAUGGGUAAGAAGAAAUCAUCGUCGUUGUUGUUGCCAGUUCAUGUAAGUCCGUCUCCUCCUCUUGGUCCGUUGAAUUUGAAGAGGAAAAUGCAAUUGUUUGAUGAAUCUGAUGAUGAAAAUGAAGAAAUGGGGGUUGAAGGGAAAGUGGAAAAAAGGGGUUUAGCUAGGAAAUUGGAUGUUGAUUUUGAUAGAGUUGCUGAGGAGAAUGGUGGGGUGGUUAUGGGGAGAACAAGGAGUGGGAAAAAGAGUGAGGCUGUUGUUGAGAAAGUGAAAAAAUUGAAAACUAAAGGUAGGAAAUUGAAGAAGGGAGUGAAGGGUGUUGAGAAGAAGAAGAUUGGAUCAGUGACGCCAAGGACUUCACCUAGAAUGUUGAAACGCCGGUUGCCUUGAAGGUGUUUGAUAAUUUGUGUCAAUGAAUGAAAUCUUCUUAGUACAGGAGAAUCAAUCAUAUAUUAUAUUGUUGGUAAAUUGUGGUUCA
This is a messenger RNA of Solanum dulcamara, 922 nucleotides long. RefSeq lists its product as uncharacterized. Bases 199 to 834 code for a protein of 211 amino acids. The record is from RefSeq and is a predicted model, not a curated record. Lineage: Eukaryota; Viridiplantae; Streptophyta; Magnoliopsida; Solanales; Solanaceae. The transcript has a single exon.